Molecule: messenger RNA, 2023 nt
Organism: Helianthus annuus (common sunflower)
Lineage: Eukaryota; Viridiplantae; Streptophyta; Magnoliopsida; Asterales; Asteraceae
Product: transcription termination factor MTERF2, chloroplastic
Exons: 6
Coding region: 20-1930 (636 amino acids)
Biological process (GO): regulation of DNA-templated transcription
Molecular function (GO): double-stranded DNA binding
Source: RefSeq, a predicted model, not a curated record
CCACACUUAUCCAAAAAACAUGCUCUCCCCCCAACACACCCACCUUCCCCCUCACCACCACCUGCCCCUCCUCCACCACCCACUCUCCACCACCACCAUCACCUUCAAUCGCCGCCACCCACCACCCAUCUCCGCCUCCUCCCACCCACCCCCCACCAACCCACCCAACCAAGACACCAAAAUCCUCCGAACCCACAACGCAAGAUCCACCUCAAUCCUCUUCCAAACCGACCCACAAUCUCAAACCUUAAAUGGGUAUCAUAAAAAUGAAAUCUUGAAGCUUUUGGAGCUCUCAAUGGCCAAAAAAAGAACCCCUCAGUUUCCAGGCUCAAUCUACAUCCAGUCCCCUGCAGACACCACUGUAGAGUCUUCUUUACCACCAAUCAAAGAUGUGUUUAAUGCUGAAAAUGAUUAUGAUUUUGAGGUUAUUAUGAGGGCACUUGAGAUUAGGAGGGAAGUGACAUUGGAGAUUUUUAAAGAGGCUAUGAGGAAAGGGAAGUUUGGGAUUACUUAUGUUAAUAAUUUGGGGUCAAGAUUGUUUCCUGAGUUUAUUGAUUAUGUUAUGGUUCAAGCUGCUGCUAUGAAACAGGUGCCUGAGUUUGCGAAUUCGUCGUUUAAUGUUCGGGCUAAAGCUUGCUUAGAAGACUGUAAUGUGGUUCCUCUGAUAAGGUGGCUAAAACACAACGGAUUAUCAUAUCCUCAGAUCGGGAAGCUAAUUUGCAAUUCAAAAGGGAAUCUCGAAUCAAUCAGAACCACUGCCGACUGGCUCAAGUCAAUUCACGUCGACGGACGAUUUAUUGGGGUUGCGUUACUUAGAGGCGGAGAGAAUGUAUUACAACGCAGCACCGAAGAGUUGGAUGAAAUAGUUUCGUGUUUGGAGAAAAACGGAGUUAAAAGGGAGUGGAUAGGUUAUAUCGUUAGCAGAUGUCCCGAGUUGUUGUCUUUUAGCAUGGAGGAACUCGAGACUCGCAUGAAGUUUUACUUUGAUAUGGGUAUGAACGAGAAAGAUUUUGGGACUAUGGUUUUUGACUUUCCUAAAGUGCUUGGGUUCUAUUCACUUGAGGAAAUGAAUCAAAAGGUUGCAUAUUUAAAGGAGUUUGGCCUCAGCAAUGAAGACGUAGGGAGAUUACUAGCAUUCAGACCGCACUUGAUGGGAUGUAGCAUCGAGGAAAGAUGGAAGCCUCUCGUUAAAUACUUUUAUUAUCUUGGGAUUUCUCGAGAUGGUAUGAGAAGAAUUCUUACCGUUAAACCCAUGGUUUUUUGUUUCGACUUCGAGGCCAAUAUUGUCCGAAAGGUACAAUUCUUUAGUGACAUAGGCGUUCAAGAAAAGGGUAUCGCUAGUAUGCUUGUCAGGUUUCCAUCAUUAAUGACAUAUAGCCUACACAAGAAGAUAAGGCCCGUGGUAAUAUUUUUGUUGACGAAAGCCGGAGUAUCCCAGACGAACAUCGGAAAGGUUAUCGGGUUGGGCCCGGAGCUCUUGGGGUGCAGUAUAUCAAAGAAAUUGGAUCCUAACGUCAAAUACUUCUUGUCUCUUGGUAUAGACCUUAAAACUUUGGGUGAAAUGAUUGCCGAUUUCCCCAUGCUGCUUCGGUACAACAUUGACGUCCUACGCCCAAAAUAUCGGUAUUUACGGAGAACCAUGGUCCGCCCUUUAAACGAUCUCAUAGAGUUCCCACGGUUCUUUAGCUAUUCUUUAGAAGAUCGAAUCAUACCACGUCACAAGAUUCUGAUGGAUAAUCGUGUAAAUUUCAAACUUCGUUACAUGCUUUCGAGUACAGACGAUGAAUUUCAACAAAAAGUAGAGGCUGCUGUUCAAAGACGGCGGAUGUUUGAAUCCGGGAUAUCAAACAACAUAGGAUUAGAUUCUCCAACCGAUGACUCCUCCGAGGAUGAAAUUGAUGACGUGGACAUCAACAUCGAUGUUCUAUAACAUUCAAUACAUAUAUAUUUGUAAAUAGUUGUCAGGAACAUGUGAUUUCGGUGCAAAUGAUUAAGAGCCAAAAAAACGUGUAACUUCACAUCA